AUGCUGUCACAGGAGAAGAAAUUAUGCUGUGAGAUUAUAAGGGAUCACGGUGUUCCUGUUGCAGAGAUUGCACGCCAGCUUAGAAGGUCAAGGUCAACAGGUCAGGUCUACGAGACCCUACAACGUCUACAAGAGACCGGUUCCCGUGCUCCUAAACCAAAAUCUGGACGCUCCCAGGUCUCCAACGUAAGGACUUACAGGCUACUUGCGCGAACCUACCCCCAGAACCGAAAAUUAACUGUUCCUGCCCCGAGGCUGGUCCGGCAGGAAGCUGGAGUGAAUGCUUCAAAUUCUACUGUGAGACGCUGA
Ruditapes philippinarum (Manila clam) is the source of this 309-nucleotide messenger RNA. RefSeq lists its product as uncharacterized. The transcript is spliced from 2 exons. NCBI's taxonomy places the organism in Eukaryota, Metazoa, Mollusca, Bivalvia, Venerida, Veneridae. The record is from RefSeq and is a predicted model, not a curated record. The coding region runs from base 1 to 309 and encodes 102 amino acids.